UUAUGUAUGAAAAUAGAAACUUGCCCAGUUGAGGUCGUUGCAUAUUACACUGUCGUCAAGCAAGAUGAAGAUGCCGAUUUCCGCGGCCCAGUGUGAUUUCGUAGUGGGAGGAUGCAUACACCUCCUUGUGAUCUUCAUUUGCAUUUGCCUCUCAAGCAGUAUGUAUGGUGCGAGUCCUCCUGAUUUCCUCUGUCCAGACGUUGUUGAACUCCAUAGCCGUGCUGUGUUAAACUGCUCUGUAUCUCACACUGACACGACCGUCAAAUAUAAAGGUCCAGGACUGAACGCCCCCCAGUGCGAUCUGACACAAGGAAAGUGUACUGAAUUUGGAGUCUACAGAGCGUCUAUAAGUAACAACAACACUGAGCUAGUGAUAACCAAUGUGAGUCAAUCGAUGGCAGGUGAAUGGAAAUGUACAGAUGACGCAGGAAAAAUCUCGUCCAGUUGCAAUCUUCAAAUCUUCAAAACUCCAUCAUGCAGUAUAAGGAGUGACGUGCAGACGGAUGCUGUGACAGCGGGUGAAGAAGUAACGCUCAUUGUCUCCAUCAUGUCCUACUUCUGUUCUGGAGCAUCUAACUUCACGCUGCAGACUGGGAAUACCAGUCAAACCUUGGAUACAGCUGUCGACCGUACAGAAGCAGUCAACGUCUCCAUCACCGUCACAGACUCACAUUAUGGAGACGUGAGACUCAUCUUCGCCUGUCACAGCCAUGAACGGAAUCUGUCCUGUGCUGGCAUAACACAGCUGCAAAAAUCUGCCGCUACCUAUGCUUCCACCUCCAGGACAGGUGCCAUCAGCCAUUUCAUAAUCCUUAUUCUGUGCAUCGGGAUCGUAUCAAUUACCAAUUCCAUGCUCCUUGGAGGUCUUUGAGAAAAGCGCAACAGUAGUUCACGAGUGCGCCCAUUGACCCCGCAUACAAUGAAGUUAGAUCUCCGUUUUCUAUGACGUUGUAUAUUGGUAUCCUAAAUACCAUUCUGUCUUUCAACGUCCUGGUAUAUUGGGCCAGGGGUAUCUCCCAUUUGUGCACGUGGACAAUUGACUUGACAAGUUAUCUCCGUUGGUGUCUUGUGGAGAUUAUUGACAGGAGGGUAAUCAGUAGUACAUGCCAGUAAGAGACGACUAACGGGGUCGCGUGGUCAGGCUUGCUGACUUGGUUGACACAUGUCAUCGUAUCCCAAUUGCUUAGAGCAAU
This is a messenger RNA of Haliotis rubra (blacklip abalone), 1193 nucleotides long. RefSeq lists its product as uncharacterized. The record is from RefSeq and is a predicted model, not a curated record. Lineage: Eukaryota; Metazoa; Mollusca; Gastropoda; Lepetellida; Haliotidae. The transcript has 6 exons. Bases 65 to 871 code for a protein of 268 amino acids.